Molecule: messenger RNA, 2337 nt
Organism: Cercospora beticola
Lineage: Eukaryota; Fungi; Ascomycota; Dothideomycetes; Mycosphaerellales; Mycosphaerellaceae
Product: argininosuccinate lyase
Cellular component (GO): cytoplasm
Molecular function (GO): ATP binding; carbamoyl-phosphate synthase (glutamine-hydrolyzing) activity; metal ion binding
Source: RefSeq, a predicted model, not a curated record
UGCCUGGUCAUGGAGGUGACUCCGGGCAUGGAUGGGCUGGCGGGAAUGUCGGAGACACUGGCAACCACAUGGAAUAUCUUCAUCUGGGUUCAUCUUUUUCUGAAUAACUGCCGAUCUGUCUGGUCAUGAGCGUCACUAGAGACAUAGCUGGCGAGGGAGAGACCGUCGGAGGCACUAAUGAUUUUCACUUUUUCUUCACUUCACUCACACAAACACUUGAUACUUGUACCCAUCUUACACUUGUUGUACCCAUGCUAACAACCGUGCCGUUUAAUCCCGAGACGUACAGCACAGACUUCGACGUUCCCGACCGUCUCUACUUUGAAGAGCUCAGCUACGAACGUGUCAUGGAUAUCUACGAAAUGGAAUGUGCUUCCGGCGUUGUGGUCUCUGUGGGCGGCCAGCUGCCACAGAACAUUGCCCUCAAGCUCCAGGAAACUGGCAAGGCCAAGGUGCUUGGUACCAACCCCGAGGAUAUCGACAAGGCCGAAGACAGGCAGAAGUUCUCGCAAAUCUUGGAAUCUAUCGGAGUGGAUCAGCCUGCCUGGAAGGAACUCACCAACUACAACGAUGCCAAGGCAUUCGCUGAACAGGUUGGCUACCCGGUCCUUGUCCGUCCAUCUUACGUCCUUUCUGGUGCGGCCAUGACUGUUAUCCGCUCUGAAGAAGAGCUCGAGGAGAAGCUUCUUGCGGCCAGCCAAGUCAGCGGUGACCACCCAGUUGUUAUCACCAAGUUCAUUGAGGGCGCUCAGGAAAUCGACUGCGAUGGUGUGGCACACGAUGGAAAGUUACUCGUUCACGCGGUGUCUGAGCACGUCGAGAACGCUGGUGUCCACUCUGGUGACGCUUCUUUGAUCCUUCCUCCUGCCAACCUGCCAAAGCGCACUAUCGAGCGUGUCAAGGAGAUCGCUCAAAAGGUCGCCAAGGCUUGGUCGAUUACUGGUCCUUUCAACAUGCAAAUCAUCUCUGCUGCGAACCCAGAGGGUGGUGAGCCACUCCUCAAGGUCAUCGAGUGCAACCUGCGUGCCUCUCGUUCCUUCCCAUUCGUCAGCAAGGUCCUCGGAACCAACUUCAUUGAUGUCGCCACUCGUGCCCUUCUCGGCAAGGAUGUUCCAGAGCCCGUCGAUCUCAUGGAGGUCCAGCGCGACUACCUCGCCGUCAAGGUUCCUCAAUUCGCUUGGACUCGUCUCGCUGGUGCUGACCCAUACCUUGGCGUCGAGAUGUCUUCCACUGGUGAGAUGGCUUGCUUCGGUACUGAUCUCGUUGAGGCCUACUGGACUGCUGUACAAAGUAUGAUGAACUUCCGUGUUCCUCAACCUGGUGAGGGUCUCCUCUUCGGUGGUGACACUCAAACCGAAGACCUCGGCAAGAUUGUCGACUACCUCAACCCUCUCGGCUACAAGCUCUACGCUGCCAACCACGAAAUCAAGAAGCACCUUGAGAGCACUUCCAAGGAUGGAUCUGUCAAUGUCGAAGUCAUUGAGUUCCCCAAGGACAACAAGCAGGAACUUCGACAGGUCUUUGAGAAGUAUGAUAUUCGUGGUGUUUUCAACUUGGCCAAGAGGAGGGCUAGCAGUAUGACCGAUGAGGAUUAUGUCAUGCGUCGCAAUGCUGUGGACUUUGGUCAUCCGCUUUUCAUGGAGCCAAGGACUGCCGUUUUGUUUGCGCAGUGUAUGAGUGAGAAGUUGCCAAAGAAGGAAGGUAUUCCCAAGGAGGUGAGGAGGUGGAGUGAUUUCAUUGGUGGAAAGCCUUUGUAGAGUAUGGUGGACGUGGACUACGGUCUUGGUGGAAACAGCGAUGAUUUGGAGAUCUCGCAGGGUAGAAUGUCGUGAUAUGGAAAUGCAAAUGCGAAUUGCUGAUUUCAAAGAGACUACAAUUGUCUGAGGUUCUCAGUUCAUGCGGAUGUGAUGGUUUUCAUUCACCGACCCCCGGUAGGGCUUUCUUUGCCUAGAGCGUCGCGUUGGGAAUGAGGUUAACAGCCAAUGCCAACAGUACAUCGCUGUUGGUGUUCUGGUAUAUCGUGUCUGAACCCCACUCCAGCGCGUGGGGCGCAGUUUGCAGCUUCACAAGCAGAAUAAUGCGAGCCCCAAGGAGAGGGGUAAAGACUGACUAGGGAGAGAAAACCCCAACACGCACUUUGACGAGACUUCGGAAUGAAGUUUGAUCGAUCUCGCUACUACAAGAAAAGCAAUUGUUAUGCAGACACGAAUAUAUUCUCGCGAGCAGGACGGCAACGUGAGACGGGGGUGGCAUUUCACGCACCAAGAUCAAGACCUCCCGGAGAAGACCCAAAACUGCUAUUGCAAGAAUAUACUGCUGCUGGUCGAAUACGCAACG